Molecule: messenger RNA, 858 nt
Organism: Oldenlandia corymbosa var. corymbosa
Lineage: Eukaryota; Viridiplantae; Streptophyta; Magnoliopsida; Gentianales; Rubiaceae
Source: the annotation of a GenBank genome assembly
AAACAAAACACAAAAGAGCACACAACACCACUUUUCAACUUUCAAGCUUUGUUCUACCUUCUAAGUAAUUAAACCACAUCUCUUGGCAUCUUCUUUAUCCAACAAUGGCCAAUUCUCACCAUCCAGCUCUUGUCUUUUUGUUGCUUAUUGCAGUUUCGUCAAUCAGCAGCAACUCGUUCAGAUCAGAAGCUCGCAAGCUUCUGGAAACAACCACCUUGCCUGAGCCACCUAAAGUUGAGCUACCACCGCUCCCAAAGCCUGAGAUCCCAACUCUUCCAAAGCCUGAAAUUCCCACACUGCCUAAACCCGAGAUUCCGGAAUUGCCGAAACCCGAAAUCCCAACACUCCCAAAGCCUGAGAUUCCCACUUUACCUAAACCUGAGAUUCCCACAUUGCCUAAACCCGAGCUUCCAACUCUACCAAAGCCAGAGCUUCCAACUCUGCCAAAACCUGAGUUGCCUACUUUGCCAAAACCAGAAGUCCCCAAACCAUGAGUUUAAGUCCUGAUUAGGAGCUAGAAGAGGGUCGUUCUACUCAGCGCUAGCUGCACUACAUUACUUUCUAUUGCAUUUCCUCAUGAUUCUUAUUUGACCCUUCUUCUGGGAUGGAUCGGUCGAUGAUGUUUACAUAGUGUUUAAUGUAUGUCGAUUUGUAUUAGGGUUGCAUACUUGUACUGUUUGCGGUCUGUAAUAUUGUUUGAUGUGUCCCUGAGCGUGAUGUAAAUUUAAAAUUGGAUUCAAAUCAUUUGUAUACUUCCUUUUGCAUUUCAGUUAUUGAUACUUUGAUCUUCCCAGUGCUCAUGUUCGAAUUUCAUUGACUCCUAAAAUUAACGGAAGUGACUUACUUCAAUCACUUGUC